UCCGUGUUCUGGACGGUUCUGCGGGCGUCUUUAAGGAGCCGCGGGAGAGAGAUGCUGCUGCAGCCCGCAGGACCCUGACAGACUCGCGGAGAAGGGCCCAGAAUCCCACAUAUCAGCUGAUACAGAGCCGAAAGUCAGAGUAUUGUCAGGCAGCAGAAACCAUGUCAAAGGGACCAGCAGUUGGCAUUGACCUCGGGACCACCUACUCAUGUGUAGGCGUCUUUCAGCAUGGCAAAGUUGAAAUCAUUGCCAAUGACCAGGGCAACCGCACCACACCCAGUUACGUCGCCUUCACAGAUACAGAGAGGCUGAUUGGAGAUGCUGCAAAAAAUCAAGUCGCCCUGAACCCCAACAACACAGUGUUUGAUGCAAAGAGACUGAUUGGACGGCGAUUUGACGAUCAAGUUGUCCAGGCAGACAUGAAACACUGGCCGUUCACAGUAAUCAAUGACUCCUCACGGCCUAAAGUUCAAGUUGAAUACAAAGGCGAGACCAAGGCAUUUUAUCCUGAGGAGAUCUCCUCAAUGGUGCUUGUGAAGAUGAAAGAAAUUGCGGAGGCUUACCUUGGAAAGACUGUCACAAAUGCAGUUAUUACAGUACCUGCAUACUUCAAUGACUCUCAGCGUCAGGCUACAAAGGAUGCAGGGACCAUUUCUGGACUAAAUGUUCUGCGAAUCAUCAACGAACCAACUGCAGCUGCUAUUGCCUAUGGCCUGGACAAGAAAUUGGGUUCAGAGAGAAACGUGCUGAUUUUUGAUCUUGGUGGUGGCACUUUUGAUGUGUCCAUCCUUACAAUUGAGGAUGGCAUCUUUGAGGUCAAGUCCACUGCUGGAGACACUCACCUGGGCGGUGAAGACUUCGACAACCGCAUGGUCAAUCACUUCAUCUCUGAGUUCAAGCGCAAGUACAAGAAAGACAUCAGCGACAACAAGAGGGCAGUGCGUCGUCUGCGGACAGCCUGCGAGCGGGCCAAGCGCACCCUCUCCUCCAGCACUCAGGCCAGCAUUGAGAUCGACUCACUCUACGAGGGCGUUGACUUCUAUACCUCCAUCACCAGGGCUCGCUUCGAGGAGCUGAACGCUGACCUGUUCCGGGGAACCCUGGACCCAGUUGAGAAGUCUCUCCGUGAUGCCAAGCUGGACAAGUCCCAGAUCCAUGACAUUGUCUUGGUUGGAGGUUCUACCCGCAUCCCUAAAAUCCAGAAGCUGUUGCAAGACUUCUUCAAUGGAAAAGAGCUCAACAAGAGCAUAAAUCCUGAUGAGGCUGUUGCGUAUGGCGCAGCUGUCCAGGCAGCCAUUUUGGCAGGAGAUAAGUCUGAAAACGUGCAGGACCUGCUACUGUUGGAUGUCACUCCUUUGUCCCUUGGUAUCGAGACAGCUGGUGGAGUCAUGACCACCCUGAUCAAACGCAACACUACCAUCCCAACCAAACAAACGCAGACGUUCACCACUUACUCAGAUAAUCAGCCUGGUGUGCUCAUUCAGGUGUAUGAGGGUGAGAGGGCCAUGACUAAGGACAACAACCUGCUUGGGAAGUUUGAGUUAACAGGCAUUCCUCCUGCACCCCGUGGCGUUCCUCAGAUUGAAGUUACCUUUGACAUUGAUGCUAAUGGUAUCAUGAAUGUCUCUGCAGUAGACAAAAGCACUGGCAAGGAGAACAAAAUCACCAUCACUAAUGACAAAGGUCGUCUCAGCAAGGAGGAAAUCGAACGAAUGGUCCAGGAGGCUGAGAAGUACAAGGCUGAGGACGAUAUCCAGCGAGACAAAGUGGCCGCCAAGAAUGGCCUUGAGUCAUAUGCUUUUAACAUGAAGUCCACGGUUGAGGAUGAGAAAUUGAAAGGCAAGAUCAGCGAUGAGGAUAAGCAGAAGAUCCUGGAUAAAUGCAAUGAGGUCAUCAACUGGCUGGACAAGAACCAGACUGCUGAGAAAGACGAGUUUGAGCACCAGCAGAAGGAGCUGGAGAAGGUAUGUAACCCCAUCAUCACCAAGCUGUACCAGAGUGCAGGGGGCAUGCCGGGUGGGAUGCCAGAGGGAAUGCCGGGAGGAUUCCCGGGGGCUGGAGCUGCACCUGGAGGAGGAUCUUCUGGACCAACCAUUGAGGAAGUCGACUAAACUGUCCUUAGAUGUUUUCUACUGGUUCUAUGGUGCACAGUUGUUCUUCUUUGGUGGCAUGUUUCUAAACUUGUAAUCUAUCUGACCUUUACUUGUGACUUCACUUGUGAGGUAAUGACUUACUGUAAAGUAACAGGAGUUGUGACUCAUUGACAUUUAUCAGUUCUCUGACUGUUAGAAAAGCAUGUUUACACAAUGAUGUUACUGAGUGUGACAGCUAGUGCUUCAUUUCUCUCACCCUCUUUUGUUCAGUCUUUAGAAUAUACACAUCUCAAAUCUCUGGGUAUAUGCAAGUUGUACACUCUGCUCUUUACAAUGAACAAGCAGUUCUCUCAGUAUGUUGUAUUUGAUUGAAUUUUGUACGUUCUCAUAAUUGAGGCUUUAGUUGCCGCUGUUUAAGAAACUCACAAUGCAUGUUUAUACAUUGUGUAGUAACACAGCUUGGCCUACAUACUCUCAAGAAAAAUUGCUUUAUUGUGAAAUAAAGAUGAGGAAAAUGAAGGAGCA
Messenger RNA from Colossoma macropomum (tambaqui), 2618 nucleotides. RefSeq names its product heat shock protein family A (Hsp70) member 8b (gene hspa8b). The transcript has 9 exons. The record is from RefSeq and is a predicted model, not a curated record. Gene Ontology annotation, cellular component: cytoplasm; plasma membrane; cytosol. Gene Ontology annotation, biological process: vesicle-mediated transport; cellular response to unfolded protein; protein refolding. Bases 162 to 2111 code for a protein of 649 amino acids. Lineage: Eukaryota; Metazoa; Chordata; Actinopteri; Characiformes; Serrasalmidae. Gene Ontology annotation, molecular function: ATP hydrolysis activity; ATP-dependent protein folding chaperone; misfolded protein binding.